Messenger RNA from Microstroma glucosiphilum, 1071 nucleotides. RefSeq lists its product as hypothetical. The record is from RefSeq and is a predicted model, not a curated record. NCBI's taxonomy places the organism in Eukaryota, Fungi, Basidiomycota, Exobasidiomycetes, Microstromatales, Microstromataceae. The coding region runs from base 131 to 958 and encodes 275 amino acids. The transcript has a single exon.
UCCACUGGAGCGUGUCCCCCGCGUCGGACAGAAUUUGCCUCAAGUGGAGUCGGAAAGGACGACCAUCUUCGAUCAGAGGAAGAGUCUCGUGUGUCGUCUGCUACAUCUAGUAUUCCCUUGUCUCGGCAACAUGGCGAGUUUUGCCCACACUACGACUGGCAAUGCCUCCACCAGUACUAUCAAUGGGGACUCAGACGCCAGCUCAAGCAGUGUGCGCUUCCCUGCGCCGCCGAAGGAUGUCCUCUCGAUCUUACGUACCUUCCUCGAGACACAGCAGAGGAGGGUCGGGCUGUGGAACGAAUACGAAGAAGCCAUGGAGGGUCAUCUGAGGGCUGUCAAGGCCGAAAAAGAUCAAGCCACAUCGGGAGCGAAUGGAGCACCCACAAGAGGGCCGCUGACCAAUGGACACAUUGAGAGCACUGCGACCAGCUCGACAGAACAUCAUAGCGAAUCUCACGCCCACGGCUCGAGCCACUACGACUCGACACCACUUCCUCUGUCAGACCCUGCCCUACUCGCAAGAAUCAUUUCCCUAGUGACCUCGGGUCUCCUAGAUUGUGCGCACGAGACACGGACCAUUGCUCUAGAGCUCGGCUCUCCUUCCAGCGCGGCAGAAGGAACAGCCGCCUCUCCUACACCACCAUCAAGCAACGCCGCGGCAUCUGCGCCUUUUGAGCCACGCCCGGAUUUGGCGCGGACCAUUGGCAAGAUCCAAGACCUUGAGAAUAGCGUCUUGAGGAAAAUCGUGCGCAGGGACCAGCUGAGAAGAGGAUGGGUAGCCCCUCCGGCCGCGGGCGAGGACGCCACUACGGACUCGGCGGCUUCUCAGGGCAAGGAGGAAGAGGAAGCAGAGGUGAAGGAGCUGGAUGCUGAUAUCGAGCGACUGAGGAAAGAGGACAUUGCGGAGCUGAUGACGGAGGUCAGGGGAGAGAUGGCCGACCUGCAAUUAGGCGGGUGAGAGAGUGUGGUAGGCGACACGCUCAGCAAACGGCAAUACUAUCAGAUGGAACGAAGUAGCAGAACGAAUAACAAAGGACAGAUACGACAAUGGAUCCUCGUAUGAACAGCGCU